AUGCACAAUGAGAACGAGCAACCGAAGAACAUCCCUCCUUUCACGCCGAUGUCCUCUCUCGGGCACGAGUUGGGCGUUAUGUUCGCCUUUCUUGCGGCCUGUUUCGUAAUCAUGGGUUUAUAUGUCUUCUUCUGGCGAGCAUUCGAACGUCGGGAGGCACAAAGAGAAAAGGCCCGUACAGAGCGGUUCACGAGGAGAGACGUCCAUCAUGGGCGCAGCGGCAUCCCUGAGAAGAUGUAUGAUAAUCGGAGAGUCGAGCUACCGGGGAACAGCCGAUAUGAACUCCCAAAUGGGUAUGAGAAUGGGGAGAGAUCGACUAAUAUGAAGAUGGGUUCCGCUGGUGCUCGGGUGAAUCGAGCGAAUGGCUGGAUGGAAAUGGAUGAUCUGCGUGCGCCGCGGAGAUGA
This is a messenger RNA of Aspergillus nomiae NRRL 13137, 405 nucleotides long. RefSeq lists its product as uncharacterized. The coding region runs from base 1 to 405 and encodes 134 amino acids. Lineage: Eukaryota; Fungi; Ascomycota; Eurotiomycetes; Eurotiales; Aspergillaceae. The record is from RefSeq and is a predicted model, not a curated record. The transcript is spliced from 2 exons.